AGUACAAUAAGUCAAAGGCCGGAUCGGAUAUAUUUUCGAGAGCACGGCGUUUAAUUACGUAAUUUGUUUGUUACAGCGAUUUUUGUAUAAAAGGCAGAGCUUUUUUUUCUUUUCAUCACUUGGCUCGACUUCUCCAAACAGAGCAACAAAAUGGUUCGUCGAGCACUUCUGUGGUUUUGCUUCUGCCUCGUUUUGCUCUUUUCGGCUGCCAACGUCAUCCAGGAUGUCGCACACCCGGCGACCGCUGAAAAGCCAAAGGGCGGCUGUCCUGAGAACUUGACUUUGACGACGCUGGCGAACGGAAAGAAAUACUACUUUUCAAACAAGACGAACAAUAGGCAAAAUUCGUUGGAGUUCUGCGAGGGCAACAAAAUGCACCUGGCGUCGCCGAAAACCAGAGAAGAUCUCGAACUGCUGCACAACAAAGCAAAGAGCAUCGGAACAGCGAAGGACUGGUGGGUGUCGCUGUCGAACGAGGGCCACGCCAAAGACGACUUCAGGUGGCACGACGGCGAGCGCGUCGCCCUGAACAGCACCCUGUGGGACAAGUUCGAGCAGGAGCCGGACCAGUACACCGGAGCGACCGACGUGUGCGCCUACAUCAACACCAAUUCCCAGAUCGGCUUGUGGGACUACUACUGCGCAGACUCGACCAACUCUUUCAUCUGCGAGUGCAGCAAUUAAAACAAAUGAGAGUUGUUUAAAUAAAACAAAAAAGCUUUUUUUUCGAAAA
Molecule: messenger RNA, 733 nt
Organism: Cloeon dipterum
Lineage: Eukaryota; Metazoa; Arthropoda; Insecta; Ephemeroptera; Baetidae
Product: C-type lectin LmsL-like
Exons: 5
Coding region: 151-684 (177 amino acids)
Biological process (GO): biological process involved in interspecies interaction between organisms
Cellular component (GO): external side of plasma membrane
Molecular function (GO): carbohydrate binding
Source: RefSeq, a predicted model, not a curated record